Musa acuminata AAA Group (dessert banana) is the source of this 2533-nucleotide messenger RNA. Its product is annotated as universal stress protein PHOS34-like. The record is from RefSeq and is a predicted model, not a curated record. Lineage: Eukaryota; Viridiplantae; Streptophyta; Magnoliopsida; Zingiberales; Musaceae. The coding region runs from base 137 to 844 and encodes 235 amino acids. The transcript has 2 exons.
CGCUCUCUCUGGUGUCUUCUAGUGACUUCGAUCCCGCGUUUACACGUCGCCUCCUCCUCCUCCAGGCUCGCUCGCAUUCCACUUCUGUUACAGGCGACCGCGAUCGCGUCGCCCGCGAGUGAUCUCACCCCCGGCCAUGGACACGCAUCAUGCUCUACCGGAUCCCGAUCGUCCCGCGCGCCUCCUCCCCUCCGCCUCCGCGGGAUCCCGCCGCCGGAUCGCCAUCGCCGUCGACCUCAGCGACGAGAGCGCCCACGCUGUGAGCUGGGCCGUACGGAACUACUUGCGCCCCGGGGACGCCGUCGUCCUCCUCCAUGUCCGCCCCACCAGCGUCCUCUACGGCGCCGAUUGGGGCGCAGUCGACCUCUCCCUACCGGCCGGCGACGACGACGCGGAGAACGGGCUCCCUGCCUCCGAGGAGUCGCAGCGGAAGAUGGAGGAGGAUUUCGACGCCUUCACCACGAGCAAGGCGCAGGACCUGGCGCAACCCCUCGUGGACGCGCAGAUUCCCUUCAAGAUCCACAUCGUCAAGGACCACGACAUGAAGGAGCGGCUGUGCCUCGAGGUGGAGAGGCUGCGUCCUAGCGCGGUUAUCAUGGGGAGCAGGGGAUUUGGGGCUGCCAGGAGCGUCAGCAAGAGCCGUCUCGGAAGCGUCAGCGAUUACUGCGUCCAUCACUGCGCUUGCCCCGUGGUGGUGGUCCGUUACCCUGAUGAUGGGGCUGGUGCUGGAUCUGGACUGGACAAUGGAGAGGCCAAGAAGUUAGACGAGGGGAUCGAGCUUCACCUGGCGCCAGAGGAGGAACAGGAGUAUCACGAUGCUGCUGAGGAACAAAAAGCUAUGUAGGAGAGCUGAAUCACCUCUGGAAAGUUCCAUAGCAGAUGUCGCCCCACACAUCAGGUCCGUCAAAGAUGGCAUAAUCCCUGACAGUUUUCAGGUGUGAUUCACCAGUUUUAGAUGGCGUUCUCUUUUAUUUGAAUAUUGAAUGUGCUGCUAAAAUAUUCAGCUAACCCUCCAUAUUGGAUGUCUGCCAAAGCUUGCUGCUAAAUGUUUGCUGUAAUCAAAUUAGCGAGUACUAAUCAAUUUUGUCCCAUAAUUGAUGAUUUAAUCGGUUUUAAGCCAGAAGGGAUUUAAUAAAACUUAAGAGAUCCAGUAUUAUUUGCAGUUCUUUUCUUAAUUCCUCGAGUUUGUUUGUUGAGUUUUUCAGUUCUGUCACUGUAAUCAUGUGUCAAGACUGUUUACAUUACUGCUUGCUUAUGUUUAGGCCAUAAAAACACACCCAAAUAUCUGGAGUUCUUUUUUGCCAACCUUAUGUUUCAUAAUUUUCUGUCUAUUCAUUUUUAGUAUGUUUAUGAACAUAAGUACAGCCUGUUGUUUCCUUUGUAAGAUUAUAUUUGGUUCUAAAUAUUUUAACUUGCCAUUUAGCUUUGAAGCUCAUAUUAGCUGUUAGGUUCAUUUUCAUUUUGCAUUGGUUGUUACUUUCUCAAGUUAUGGAACACUGCUUCAUCUUCCUGUCUGUCUACUUGGGUUUCUUCUGCAGAUUUGAUCCUAACAUCUUAAAAUGACCCGACACAGUUUUACUACCUAAACUAGUUGACAUUUUUCAUUGGUUAUAUAAUUCGUUCUCUAGCAUAAUCUUUGUUUUUCUUGUUUGGUUAUCUCCAUUUGAAGCCAGAUCUUGCAGUGGAGUGUGAAUAUCGUUUAUUAGGGGCAUUUUGUUGUUGCAUGUGCAAUUGCACUCUACAUGGUAAAUCCAUCAUCUGUAACAUGAAAAAGCUUGGUUGCAUGUCUGCAUGUUGCAAGUGGUUUGUCUGUGGGCAAACAAACGCUUGCAAGUCGAUUUCUUGGCGCGAGACGAUCGACAUGGAUGAUCGAACAUCAUUUUCAUUAUUAAAGAUGAUAAUAAUUGGUUUCUUGCUAUACGGGGGAGGCGAUUUGGAUUCGGUAAGGCUACUACCGUAGCUGGGACCCGAAAACCAAAUCCAUUGCCAUGUAUUCUUCACCAGUACAUUUUUGAUAGGGGAGAUGUUGGGGAAAGAUUCGCUAUAUGUGGCUAAAACGGCAUUGAAGCAACUAAGUCAGUACCUGCUUUUGCAAGCAACCCGGUCAUCCAUCUCUGUCCAAAGGACGCCACGGUAAUCCUGAAACCAUGUCAUGCAGCUAACAGAGCCUACCACUGUUGGUGGUCGGUGGUAGGUGGCAGAGGCUGCUCGGCCAUCCUUGUUUACUGUGGGACACUCAAAUUGUAGUAAUAAUAAUAAGAUCAUAAGAUCUUAAUUAUUUUAGAUCGAUUAUAUGAUUUUUUUAUUAUUUAAAAUUUUAUUUAUAGUCUUUUUUUUUUUUUCUAAUCUUCUUCUCAUAAGUUAUUUGUAGGUCUUUGAGCAUGUCCUUGUUAUUUAUUAAUUCAUCAAGAUGAAUAUUACUGGUACUUGAAACCAUAGAAUAAAAAGACUAUAGUCUAUUGGGAUGUAACUAUUUAUUUUUUAUCUUAAUUUGUUGAUGCUAAUUAUUCCUGAAAUGGAGAGAUUAUUUGCA